This is a messenger RNA of Panicum hallii, 1020 nucleotides long. RefSeq lists its product as uncharacterized. Bases 52 to 1020 code for a protein of 322 amino acids. Lineage: Eukaryota; Viridiplantae; Streptophyta; Magnoliopsida; Poales; Poaceae. The record is from RefSeq and is a predicted model, not a curated record. The transcript has 4 exons.
CUGGAUAGCCUCCCGCAGGAUGUAUUGAAGAAGAUCAUUGGCCUCGUGCCAAUGCAAGCUGCUGCACGAGCGGCCUGUGUCUCUCGAGAGCUUUUACAGUCCUGGAGGUGUUACCCUGAGCUACGAUUCAGUUCCAAGACUCUAGCUCUGAAUGAACAGCACACAUGUGUACGAGAUCGGAAGGCCAGAGAGAUCCUCAGCAGGAUUGACAGCGUUCUGAGCAACCGCUCUGGAGUCUGGGUGAAGAGGCUGAAAUUUGAGUUCAGGUUUCUCCGCAAGGUGCCAACCAACUACAUCGAUCGCUGGCUUGAGGCAGCCACCCCUGGGCUCGAGGAGCUCACCCUAGAGCUGCCCCGGGAUGGCCAAGUGAAAUAUAGAUUCCCCUGCAAGCUUUUCUCUGAUGAAAAAGGCUGCUCUAUCCAGUCUCUUUGCCUCGACGCCUGUUCUUUUCACCCUGAUAUAGGAUCUUGUAAUUUCAGAAGCUUGAAGAGAAUGCACUUAAGCUCGGUGCGCAUCAACACAGAAGAAAUAGGGUCCUUUCCUCCUAACUCCCUUGCUCUGGAACAUCUUGAACGCUGGCAUUGCCAUGAGAUAGCUAUCAAUCUAACAUUAGCUUCCCUCAAACUACCUUGUACGCUGCGGCGGCUCAGUUUCUUGCGGGUGGGGCGAUGCGACACACUGCAAAUGACACAGAGCGAUGCUCCAUGUCUCUCCACCUUUCACUAUGAAGGGCCGAUAUUGCCACUCUCGUUUGGAGAUUCACUGCAACUGAAGGACAUCAAGAUAUCAGUCUACCCUUGGUUCAACUUGUUCAACCAUGCUCGCACUGUGCUUCCAACAGUUGCCCCGAACCUUGAAACUCUGUUCCUAACGUCUGCUUAUGAGGUCGGCACGUUUUCAUCAAGCAGCUGGGUGCCAGGAAAAUUUCUUCACCUGAAGUACCUGGAGCUGGCGAUUGUUGGACCAAAAACCCAAAUGGGUAGAGGAGUCCGCUACACCGGAAUCUGUAUUGGUUAUUGA